This is a messenger RNA of Heterotrigona itama, 3478 nucleotides long. The record is from the annotation of a GenBank genome assembly. NCBI's taxonomy places the organism in Eukaryota, Metazoa, Arthropoda, Insecta, Hymenoptera, Apidae.
AUGACCAUGUAAGUUUUAUGCAUUUUUUUUAAUAUUCUUGAAAUGUAGUUUCUCCAUUUCAGGAAAUUUCAAGGAAAUGUUAAUGCUUACAUGUAACCAUUUCUUUCAAAGGUAUUAAUUUUUAAAGUAUAAUAUAUGUAAGAACUUAAAUGUUUAAUAUUUGCUUUUUUUGUAAUAUUAAUCUUUUUUUAUCUUAUUCUGUGAAUUUUAAUAUUAUUAAUAUUAUUAAGUCCAAGCAAAGUAUACAUAUAUAAUUUAGCAAAAUUAAAUGUUUCAAAAAUGUAAUAAUUUUAAAAACGAUUCAAUUUUGAAAAUUUAUUUCAUUUUCUUAAAUUUUAUUAGAAAAAAAUAUAUAUCAUGUAAAAAUAAAUAUAAUAUAAUUAAAGUUUAAUUAUUGUUAAAAAAUUAUAUAUUAAAAAAUUCAAUUAUAAAUUUUUUUGUAAUUGUAUUAUAAUAGCUAUUUUUAUUAUACUAUUAUUACAAUAAAAAAUUCAUCAUUUUAUGAAUUUUAAAUGUAAUCGACUUAAAAUUCUAAUAUGUACAAAAAAAUGUACAUGGUUAUGAGGUAAUCAAUAGUAAUAUGUGUAAAUGAUUGCAAAAUAUUAUUAUUUCACAAGUCAUGAAAUUAUUAUAAUUAAUAGACUAAUUAAAUGAUAAAAGUGAUGCAAUCAUUUAAAAGUGAAAUAAUAAUAUAUAUAAGAUAGUAAUUAAUACUGUUUUUUUAUUUUCAGAAAAUGGUUUCAUCUAAUCAACCGGUAAGAACAAUGCUAAUAGUAAAUUGUUUUCCAUUUUGUUUCCAUUUGAUGACCUCAUUGUUUAUUUUUCACGUAUAACAUUAUUUUUCUCAAAUAAAUCAUUAAUAUAAGUUAAAUGACAAUUUGUUUAUAGGUACAUAAGGUAUUGUGUUUUUGUAAAUUUUUUUAUAUAUUUUAUUAAGACCUUUUAUAACUUAUCAUUCAUAAUUAAUGUACAAAUAGAUUAAAUAUAAGCUCAAUGAUAUCGCAUUAUCAUUAUCAUAUGAUUUUUGUAAUAAUAGCAAAAAUUUUGAGCAAGAUAAAAUCUCAAACAGACACCAUACUUUCUGCAAACAGAGGUAUGGUCGAUUUUAGAGGUACAAAAUAAGUGUAAAAUUUUAUUUAAUAAUUAGUAUUUAUAAAUGCAUGCAUUAUAAUUAUAUAAGGAAAUAUUAUGUAAAUAAGCAUUAUUAAUUACACGUUUCAAUUUUGCAGAGAAAAACAAAAAUAUUUGUGGGUCGGUUACCAGAAAAUUGUCGCAACGAUGAGUUGCGACAAUUAUUUUUACGUUUUGGUGAGGUAACGGAAUGCGAUGUCAUGAAUCGAUAUGGGUUUGUCCACAUGGCACGUGAGGAAGAUGCAGCUGCUGCGAUCAAAGCUCUUCACAAUUCCAACUUCAAAGGGGCAACAAUCAAUGUGGAACAGUCUACAGGCAAAUCACGUGGCGGCGGAGGAGGACGCAGGGAUGGAGACAGAAGAGGUGGACCAGUGAGAGGUGGUAGGGGAGGACGAGACGGUGGUAGAGACGCUCGUCCUGGACCAUACAAUGAUAGAAGAGUUCUUCCGAUCCAACUCGUUGGUUACGAUGGAUCUGCUGCAGGUGGCGUCGCGACGGGGUACACCGAUUACAAUCGUGGCGCUGGAGACUUUAGUGGACGUGGAGCCGACUUUGGGACUGGAUACACUGAUCGUGGAGCAUAUGGUCAGAAUGUGGGAAGCGCGGCAAUGGGUUACACAUCAACGGCACCUGGAAUGGGAGGAGGAUACGGACCAGCAACUGGAGCUGUUGGAGGAUACGGACCAACUGGAACAGCCGAUUAUGGUCGAACUGACUACAGCCGCGCUGCAGAUUUUGGAGCUAGAACAGAUUAUGGUAAUUACGGUGUAGUUGGAGGUGGAAUGACUGGGGAUUUUAAUCGUGGUGCACCAGGUCCAAUGGAUUAUGGACGUACAGAUAACUUUGGUGCAAAUCGUACAGUUGAUUAUACAGCUAGAAAUGAUUAUGAUCGAGCUGCAACUGGGCCUAUGAGAAACGGUGGUGGUGCAGUUGCCACUACCGGGGGUUAUCCGGGCGGGCCUGGGGAUAUGAUGGGUGGGCCCGGGGGGGUAAGUCAGGGAGCUUCAGUGGCCUAUGACAGGAGGGAUGGUCCCCCUGUUAAUGAUAUGACUCCAUUUAACAGGCCAAUGAGUACUGGACCCAGCUACAGCACUGGAGCGCCUAGUUAUAGUACUGGUCCUGGACCACAAGCAGACAUGUUUAGUAGAAGACCUGGCAGUGCCGUCCCUAGUGGUGGAUAUCCACCUGUUGGUGGAGGGUGAGUAGAAAUGUUACAUUUAUUUUAUUAUUUAAGACAUCUAUUUAUAAUAUAUAAGAUUUAUACAUAUAUAUAUUUAUGAUUUAUUUAUUUAUACUUGUGUGAUGUACGAAUGUUCAAUAGUCUGAUUCAGAAGACUUUACCGAAGAAGUCGUGUAGUAACCCGAUAUUUCCGUGAGCGGUCAGAAGAUUCGAUCCGAGCAAGCUAUUGUUGAUUUCUUUGAAUGUGCUCGGGGAAGUAUUGGAUUACCUGAUUACAUUCGUAUACUAUAGAUAUCCAGUCUAAUAUAUCUGAUAUUUCCGGAUACAAUUGAACAAUAUUGCUAUUUGGCAUCAAAUUAUAAAUACAAGACCUUGCUUUCUUUUAUAUAAUUUCAUACUGACAAUUGGUAAUUGCAUGUUAACACGAGUAAAUUAAUUCAGUAUCCUUUAUAAAUUCUGCGAAUUAUCUAAAUAUACUAUAAUGUUACCUUUAUAAUAUUAUAAUGCAAUUAUAUUGCAAUUAUUGUUAGUUACAAUGGACAUAAUUUUUGUUGUAGCUAUACUGAAGGGUACGACAGACCAGACGCAUAUGGUCCUCCGCGUGGUGGCGGACGGUAAGUCCUAUUAUUAUAAUAAUAAUUAUUAUUACUAUUAUUAUUAUUGUUAUUAUUGUUUAAUACGUUAUACUCCUUACACUCCAAUGCGUUUUUUAAAGUGAUACUGAUCACACAGCGUUAAAGAGCGAUAUUAACUUAUGCGAGUAGUCAUUCACUGUUCAGGCGACUACGCUCUUUUUGCGCAACGUCAUUUAAUUUGAUUGAACACUGGUCACAGUGUAUUCACGUUUCUAUGCGAAUCGAUGUAGGUUAAACAUUUUCUGUAAAAGUAUAAGGUGUGACACUUAGCGCGAGAUCACGAAUAUUUCGUGAUCGUAGAAAUGCGAUAUGUGUUUGUGCACAUAGCAGCACAAAAUUCAGAUUUCUGUUGUCGAUACGAACAAAUUGUUCUGCGACUUUUCUAGUGUCGAGUGUAAAAGAGAACAGAGGUAGUUGAACAUUUUAUUCAAAUGAACGUAUAAACCUGAAGUCUCAGUUUAAAAAUAAGCGUGCGAAGCGAAUUUGAUUUGUAAAAUUUGUUUAGAGAAUCGUAAAAGAAAAGAAAAACUAG